CCAAUGCAUCAUGGGACGGAGGCGGAUGGUUCGCGUUGACUCCUCCAGGCCACACCAAGCACUGUAGCGCGCAUAGCUGGUUGCUUGAUUCCAAAAAUAGAAAAUCUAAAUUAAAUAUAGAAAACAAAGUUAUUUCAGUUUAGAUUGUAUUUUAUGCUUCACGUCUUCAUGAUACAUAGCUGAAUAAAAAAUGCCGAAUUUUUGUGCAGCCCCGAAUUGCACAAGGAAAAGCACUCAAUCGGACUUGGCAUUUUUUAGGUUUCCAAGAGACGCGCAAAGGUGUAAGCUGUGGGUGGAGAACUGCCGUCGAGCAGAUCUAGAAGACAAAACGUCAGACCAGUUGAAUAAGCAUUACAGGCUAUGCGCCAAACAUUUUGAAGCGUCUAUGAUAUGCAAAAGUAGCCCUUACAGGACUGUACUCAAAGACAAUGCUAUACCGACAAUAUUUGACUUAACAAGCCAUCUUAAUAAUCCUCAUAGCAGACAUCGCAAGCGGAUAAAAGAACUGACAGAAGAAGAAUUGAGUAAGCUGAAAAAGAGAAAAUUGGAAUCCUCUGUUGAGCAGACCGAAGAAAACAAAAACAGUGACACGUGCGAGGGUCAGGACAGUAGUGACGCCAACGACGAUGUGCCCCCAUUGACCGCUGAGGAGAAAGAAGUCAGAGAUUACCUGAAAUCCUUGUUCGAAGUUCUUGUUGUCAUUGGAAAGCAAAACAUCCCCUUGAAUGGACAUGCUGAAGUGGAGAGAGAGAGCAAGUCUUUCACCCCAAGCAACUUCCAGGCCUUGUUGGAGUACCGCAUCAAUGCAGGGGAUGAAGUCCUGAGGAAGCGGUUUGAGAUGACGGCCGUAAACACAGAGUACUGCCCCGCCACCCAGCAGAAGCAGAUGCUGGAGGUGUGCGAGAGCUGCAUUCGCGAGGAGUUGCUCCAGGAAAUCAGGGAGUGCCGGUUCUUUUCGUUAGUCACUGAAGAGCUUGUGGAGAUCUCUGGGGAGAGGCACCUCCCACUGCUCCUGCGGUUUGUGGACCAGUCCAACUGCCUGCGGGAGGAAUUCAUUGGGUUCCUGCCUUUUGAGGGGGAUGAGGAGACACUGACGGAGCGGCUCCUUUCAGAGAUCACAGAGAAGUGGGGUCUAAACAUGGAAUACUGUCGUGGCCAAGCCCAUGUCGGCUCUGGCGUGUCUGUCAGCAAAAUUAAAGCCAUUGCUGCCAGACUGACAGAGAAAUAUCCAGUGGCAGUGUGUACCCCCAGUUCCACCUGUGCCCUGAACAUUUUCUUGGCAAAUAGUUUAAACUUGACAGGAGUUCAAUUAGUGAUGUCCACCUUCAAAAAGAUUGACUUGUUUUUCAGCAAGUCACCGCUACUGCUGGCUGAGCUGGAGCAUGCAAUCUCCAUCUUCUAUCAGGGCAAUGAGGAAAAAGCCAAUGAUCUCAAAGAGGCUUGCCGCACCACCUGGACAGAGAGGCAUGAUUCCUUUGAGAUGGCUGUAGAUUUAUUAGAAGCACUCCUACUCUGCAUGGACAGCAUUCAUGACAAUGAAGACUUGAGGUGGAAUGACCAAAUAACCAACAGUGCCUACCUAAUAUCUGAAGCACUGUCAGACUUUGAAUUUGUGGUUACGUUAGUUGUCUUGAAAAACACUCUGUCCUUCACAAGAGCCUUUGGUAAGAACUUACAAGGGCAAACCAUGGAUGUGUAUUUUGCCGCCAGCAGUUUAACUGCAGUCUUGCAUUCACUCAAUGAGGUUAUGGAUAAUAUUGAAGUAUACCACGAGUUCUGGUUCGAAGAGGCUGUCAAUAUGGCUGCUGCCAUGGAAAUUCCUGUGACAGUUCCCAGGCUGUACUUCCGGAAGCAGCGUCCAGAAGCAGGAAUGGAGAUCCAACCAGAGAAUUAUUUCAAAGAGCACCUGACUGUCCCAGUUGUGGAGCGUGUCAUAAAGGAGCUGAAGGACGUCUUCUCAGAAAACCACCUGAAGGCCCUCAAGUGCCUGUCACUUGUCCCUGCUGUAAUGGGGCAGCUGAAAUUCAAUACAUCAGAGGAGAACAAUGCAGACAUAUACAAGAACGACCUGCCCAACCCAGACACUCUUCCAGCUGAGCUCCACUGCUGGAGGAUAAAAUGGAAGCACAGAGGCAAGGAGGUCAGCUUGCCAUCCACAAUCUAUGACACACUGCAGCUGUCAGAGGUCAAAUUUUUCCCUAAUGUGUACUCUUUCCUCAAAGUGCUCUGUACCCUCCCAGUCCUAAAGCUGGAGAACCCCAAGUGUGAAACUGCCCGGAAGCGCUUGAAAGCUUACCUUGCUGACACGCCUGUGAGCCACAGGUCCAAGAGUUUGGCAUUGCUCAACAUCAAUUAUGAUAUUAAGCAUGAUUUGGACUUGAUGGUUGAUAGCUACUCUAAAAUGUAUCCGGAGAAAGAACAUUUUUCAGAUGCUCUGUGAAACGUUGACUCUGAUUGUAGAAGUGCCGUUUUCCACACUGCGUCCUGAUUUUUCAGGUUGUAAAAACAAUGUGUGUAACUGCUUAUUUUAACAAAAUUUUUAGACUUGUUAUCAAUUGUGUUAAAUACAACAUCAUUUGAAAAAUGUAGUCUGGAUGUUUCUUAUUAUAACUUCUUGCAUUGAAAGACUGUAGUUGGUAUUGAUUGUAUUGUAUAUAGAGUACAAUAUUAAGAUGAGAAAAUCUUGUUAACAUUAAAAAAAACAAAUACAGUAGUUAGCUGGAAAACACUUUGGAAAUGGUUCCAGAUUACAUUUAUAAGAGGAAGUGGAUGUCUUACCAGUGCAACAGAUACUUCAUGCAGUUUUAUGUCAAAUGCAAUGUGAAAAAAUAUCUGGUUUUACAAAAUAUUGAUUCCCCAACCUGUAAUAACAGUGCUACUUCUUCAA
Messenger RNA from Anguilla rostrata (American eel), 2887 nucleotides. RefSeq names its product THAP domain containing 12a (gene thap12a). The transcript has 5 exons. Lineage: Eukaryota; Metazoa; Chordata; Actinopteri; Anguilliformes; Anguillidae. The record is from RefSeq and is a predicted model, not a curated record. The coding region runs from base 191 to 2440 and encodes 749 amino acids.